GUGGUUGACAGUUCGACAGUUGACUUAACUGUCGAACUGUCAACUUGAGACCAAAAGUGUGGGUUUUUCGGUUUUUGGGAGAAUUAAUAUGGAAAUAUAAAACUGAUUAUUUAAUAAAAUGGAAGUUAAACAAGAAGUUUGUGAAGAGACAUGUAAAAUAGAAAUAGAUAGUGAUAUGAAUGAUGCUCUUCUGGAUGGUAUUAAAAUUGAAUUUAAGCAGGAACCCAAAAUAGAAGCUACACAUGAUGAUACAUUUGAGGUUGCAGACGCAGAUUUAAAGAAAAUUCCCAUAAAGACUGAAAUAGGACAAGAUGAACAUGAACUUAUGUCAUUGGAAGAAAGACAAACAAAUAAAAAAGACUGUCCACAAGAGACGCACUCAUUGGAAAUUAUGAAAACAAUACAUGUACAUUCAAAUCACAUUGGAGAAAAAGAUUACAAGUGCGAAAUUUGUCAUAAACAGUUUGCUCGUAAAGAUCAUUUAAGUGUACAUGUAAGAGUUCAUACUGGAGAAAAACCUCACAAGUGUGAAAUUUGUUUUAAGCAGUUUAGUGAAGCACACCAUUUGAAAAUACAUAAGAGACUACACACUGGAGAAAAACCUUAUAAGUGCGAAAUUUGUUUUAAGCAGUUUAACCAAUCAAAUAAUUUAAAAAAACAUAUGAGAUCGCACACCGGAGAAAAACCUUAUAAGUGCCAAAUUUGUUUUAAAGAGUUUACUCAGAAAAAUCAUUUAAAUCAACAUACGAAAGUUCAUACUGGAGAAAAACCUCAGAAGUGUGAAAUUUGUUUAAAGCAGUUUAUUACGACAAGUGAUUUGAAAAGGCAUUUGAGAGUGCAUAUUGGAGAAAAACCUUAUGAGUGCCAAAUUUGUCAUAAACAGUAUACUCGUAAAGAUCAUUUAAAUGAACAUGUAACACUACAUACUGGUGAAAAUCCUCACAAGUGUGAAAUUUGUCUUAAACAGUUUAGAGAAGCAGGUAAUUUAAAAGUACAUUUGAGGGUGCAUACUGGAGAAAAACCUCACAAGUGUGAAAUUUGUUUUAAGCAAUUUACUCAAGCAGGUUCUUUAAAAACACAUUUGAGAGUGCACACUGGUGAAAAACCUCACAAGUGUGAAAUUUGUUUUAAGCAGUUUAGUGAAGCAGGUCAUUUGAAAAUACAUAAGAGAGUACACACUGGAGAAAAACCUCACAAGUGUGAAAUUUGUUUUGUGCAAUUUUCUCAUGCAAGUUCUUUGAAACGGCAUAUGCGAUCGCAUACCGGAGAAAAACCUUAUAAGUGCCAAAUCUGUUUUAAGCAGUUUAGUGAAGCAGGUCAUUUGAAAAUACAUAAGAGAGUACACACUGGAGAAAAACCUCACAAGUGCCAAAUUUGUUUUAAACGAUUUAGUGAAGCAGGUACUUUAAAAAAACAUUUGAGAGUGCACACUGGUGAAAAGCCUUACAACUGCGAAAUUUGUUUUAAAUCGUUUACUCAGAAAAGUUCUUUAAAUAUACAUAUAAAAGUUCAUCAAUAAGAUGAAGAAGAGUACUUAUUGAGAAAAUAAUUGAAUACAUGAUGGCAUUUAUUUAUUUAUUUUGCUCAACAGGCCAUGUAGGCCCUGGGUGUGAAAUACACAAAUUACAGUCGGAAAAAUGAAAGAAUACCCAUGAACGAACAGAUAAAACACCCUGUAUUUUCCUGUCACCGUGUCACAAAGAAAAUUGUCCAGUGCAAGUACAUGUAACAAUAAAUUACAUGUACUUGCGCUGGCCAAUUUUUGUGUGACACAGUGACAGGAAAAUACAGCGUGUUUUAUAUGUUCGUUCAUGGGUAUUCUUUCGUUUUUCCGACUGUACAUUUUUUUACUAUAUACAAUAUCUUCUUCUUCAUGUGCCUUGUCCAUUGCGGACGUUGGCUAUCAUCAUAGCAAUUUUAAUUUUGUUUGCGGCGUUUCUGAAUAACUCGAUCGAUGUUAGUCCAAACCAUUGGCGUAAGUUUUGAAGCCAUGAGUGUCUUCUUCUUCCGGGUCCGCGGUUGCUUUCUAUUUUACCCUGUAUUAUCAGUUGGAGCAUAUGAUAUUUAUCAUGUCUCAUAAUAUGACCGAGGUAUUCAAGUUUCCGUUUCUUAAUUGUGAAAGAGAUUUCUUUUUGUUUUCCUAUUCGGCGGAGUACCUUUACGUUGGUGGUGUGUGUCGUCUAGGAUAUUUUGAGGAUACGUCGAUACACCCACAUUUCGAAUGCCUCCAGCUUUCUCAUUAAUGUUUCCGCCAGUGUCCAUGCCUCUGCGCCAUACAGCAAGACUGGAAAUACAUAGCACUUUAGCAGCCGUAUUUUUAGUGGGAGAGAUAUGUCGGAAUGGGUGAAUAUAUUUUUCAUGCUGUUAAAUGUUGCUCUGGCCUUUUCAAUUCUAGAUCGUAUUUCGGUUGUUUGAUCCCAUUUCGAGUUGACGACUGUUCCAAGGUAUAUAUCGAUGGUUAAGAGCGCAGAUAUCGUAUGUCCAAAUAUCUUAAUUGUUGAGGAGAACGUUUUGAAGUUUUCGCGUUACUUUUUGUUUGAUACUGCUGAUAUACCGAUAUACAGUAAAGCGUCGAUUAUCCGACCUAAUUGGGGGACAUAGGUGUUCGGAUAAUCGAACUACAAUAUAUUGAUACAUAUUUAUAGUCAUACAUAUUUAUUUAUAUCUUGAUAAUGACAACUAGCAACUAAACAAAAAAGUGCAGUCUUUGCAACAACAUAAUUAUUUUUGGAUACAAUAUUGAAGAAAAUUGAAGAUAUUUUAAGUGUCAAUUACUAACGCUUGCUCGGUAUUCGAGCACGGGACGCGGGAGUCGAUAGUUCGAAUAAGCGGUCGUUCGGUUGAUCGACGUUCGGAUAAUCGACGCUCUACUGUAUCAUAAUGUUUGGGUAAUAAGUUCGGGUAUCAUUAUUAGCUUAAUGUAGAUAUUUUUUAAAAUAUUAUGUAUUAUUGGGUUAAAAAAUUUUUUUUUGAAAAUGUGUAUGGACAUACAACAUGAGGUAUGUUACUGCAUGCCCGGACAAACAGUAUUUACAGCCAUGAUAAGUUUGAUCGCGUGAGCACUAAUAUUGUAUGUCCCAAAACAUACUAUGUUUGUGCACUUCCAAACGGACAUAAAAUAUCUGUGCAAGUCGGUUUUUAGUACAAAUGGGAAAUACUAUAUUUUGGCAAGGCCGUUUAACCCACUUACAAUCAUUCUGGACUUGCAAUAAUUAUGCAGAACAUUCAUAUGACCCUACUGAAUAUUUUUAUAAUGUUAUCUUAAAAUCAGCAAAAAGUGGACAUACUAUAUCUGUGCUCUUAACCAUCGAUAUACGAGUCAACGUGUUCAAUUAGUUGGUUUUUUAUUUUCAAUUGUCUGGAAGGUUUUACAAUGCAAUACAAUAAUGAGAACGGCAUUUCGAUAUCUCUAACCGUCUUCGAGAUAAUCGACCUUAUUUACACCAUUAUAAUGUAUUCAUAACAAAUGAGAAAAUUAUUUGUUGUAACAAAAUAAAAAUAUUUUGUAGAAAUAAACGUCUCAAAAUUUUAUGAGAUUAGUAGACACUAACACUAUUUCUAAUAAUUCUUCGUUUUUUAAUGUAAGAUUAAGUUAAUUUGAGCAGCUAAUAGCGUGAGGUAGGAAUUUUUGUGUUGUAUGUUUCCUAUUCCGAAUGUGUCAAUAAAAAUCUCGCGAGAGCGAAUGCAGUUUAGUAAGUAGACUAGUUUUUUUAAUCUGAAUUUGUUAAGCAAAGCAUAGGUUAUUAUUUACAUUUGCCUUUGACACUUCGUGAAUGUCAAACUAAAUUUUAAAUUAUUUAGCUAUUAAUAAAAUAUAAAUGACAU
Molecule: messenger RNA, 3825 nt
Organism: Diabrotica virgifera virgifera (western corn rootworm)
Lineage: Eukaryota; Metazoa; Arthropoda; Insecta; Coleoptera; Chrysomelidae
Product: zinc finger protein 235-like
Exons: 2
Coding region: 119-1519 (466 amino acids)
Biological process (GO): regulation of transcription by RNA polymerase II
Cellular component (GO): nucleus
Molecular function (GO): DNA-binding transcription factor activity, RNA polymerase II-specific; RNA polymerase II cis-regulatory region sequence-specific DNA binding
Source: RefSeq, a predicted model, not a curated record